UUUUUGCAGAAGGUGUUUUGUUUGCUGGUUCACCAUUGUACAUUUGACAUUUAUGCAGUUGAAUGUAUCAAACUUUUCUUUUGUGGCCUGUGGAUGUUUGAGGCAUGGGUAGGGAAGCCUUUCCCACUGGAAGGUUAGUUAUAAAGGAAUUCUGGUUUUCUGCUAGAAGAAAGCCAGCUUGUUCUUGGGAGAGGGAAUGAUAAAAGAAACCCCUGGGCCCAAAAGCCCAGUCUCUUGCUAGGCAGUGAAGUUGAAAUCGCUCACCGGUGUCUUUCCCCAUCAGCCCCGCUGCAGACUGACCUGGGAGGCAGCAGCCUCUGGCCAGGGAGGACACCGCCAUGGCCCUCCUGAUACACCUGCUGGUCUGCGUCUUUGGAAUGGGUUCCUGGGUAGCCAUCAACGGGCUCUGGGUGGAGCUGCCCCUGCUGGUGACGGAGCUGCCCGAGGGCUGGUACCUGCCCUCCUACCUCACAGUGGUCAUCCAGUUGGCCAACAUCGGCCCCCUCCUGGUCACCCUGUUCCAUCACUUCCGGCCCGGCUGCCUUUCCGAGGUGCCCAUCAUCUUCGCCGUGCUGGGAGUGGGCACCCUCGCCUGUGUCCUCCUCGCCUUCCUCUGGAAUGUGACCUCCUGGCUCCUGGGUGGCCUCCACAGCAUUCCCUUUAUAGUCCUCACCUUCUUCCUGUCCCUGGUGGACUGCACCUCUUCGGUCACCUUCCUGCCCUUCAUGAACCGGCUGCCCACACAAUACCUCGUCACCUUCUUUGUGGGUGAAGGGCUCAGCGGCCUCCUGCCCGCCCUGGUGGCUCUCGCCCAGGGCUCGGGUCUCACCACCUGCGUCAACGUCACUGAGGUGCCAGACGUCAUGCCAAGCCCCAGGAGCAGCAGGGAGGCCAACAUCACACAGGCCGUUCCCAGCUCCCUGGCGUCAGCACCCAGGACGGCGACCCCCGCAGUGCGGCUGCAGAGCCGCUACCUCCCGCCGCACUUCUCGCCCCUGGUCUUCUUCCUCCUGCUGUCCUGCAUGAUGGCCAGCUGCUUCGUCGCGUUCUUCCUCCUCCAGCGCCAACGCAGGUGCUGGGACGCCUCCGUGGAGGACCUCAUCAACUCCCAGAUCGCCCUCCCCUCCAUCCGGCCGCGGGAAGAGAAGGACUUGGGCCCCCCGGGCCGCAGCCAGGGCCAGGAGCGCAGAAAGGAGAAGGCGGCCCCCCACCCGCCGGCUCACCUGGCCUUCAUCUACACGCUGGUGGCCCUCGUGAACGCGCUCACCAACGGCGUGCUGCCCUCCGUGCAGACCUACUCCUGCCUGUCCUACGGGCCUGUCGCCUACCACCUGGCCGCCGCCCUCAGCUCCAUGGCCAACCCUCUCGCCUCCUUCCUCUCCAUGUUCCUGCCUAACAGGUCUCUGCCAUUCCUGGGGGGCCUCACAGUGCUCGGGACCAGUUUCGGGGCCUACAACAUGGCCAUGGCUGUGAAGAGCCCCUGCCCCCUGCUGCAGGACCACUGGAGUGGGGACGUGCUCAUUGUGGCCUCGUGGGUGCUGUUCACCGGCUGUCUGAGCUACGUCAAGGUGAUGCUGGGCGUGAUCCUGCGCGACUGCAGCCGCAGCGCCCUCUUGUGGUGCGGGGCGGCGGUGCAGCUGGGCUCGCUGCUCGGGGCGGUGCUCAUGUUCCCGCUGGUCAACGUGCUGCGCCUCUUCGUGUCUGCCGACUUGUGCAACGUGCACUGCCCCGCCUAGGCCAGACCCCGACCGCGCCCCGGCACCCGGUCCUGGAAGCUGGGACCCAGAGAGCCAAGGGGUGUGCCCAAGGGCAUGGAGCAAAUGGUGGGAGCAGGAAGGCAGAGGCUGAGCACUUGAACCAGGAACGCUGAGCACCCCUUAGGGAUCGUGGGGAAUGUCGCAGGCUUCCCAUGGGGCCUGGAAACUCUGUAUCACACUCCCUGAGUCUCCACCGCUUCCAUCUUCUUUCCUUUGACUCUUGAGAGAGAACUGAUUUGCAGCACCCAGCUGGAGCGCCCGAGGAUGUAAGAAGGCAAACAGCUGGGAGGGUGAGCUGUCCCCUGCAAGCUGUGUGGUCUCAGGGAGGUCACUUGACUUCUCUGUGCUUCUGUUUCCUCAUCCAUAAAAUGGGGAUUAUAAGAAAGAGCACCUACCUCAUAGGCUUGGCCCGAGGAUAAAAGGGUGAAGC
Messenger RNA from Microcebus murinus (gray mouse lemur), 2187 nucleotides. It is a transcript of the gene SLC52A3, whose product is annotated as solute carrier family 52 member 3. Gene Ontology annotation, cellular component: plasma membrane. The record is from RefSeq and is a predicted model, not a curated record. Gene Ontology annotation, molecular function: riboflavin transmembrane transporter activity. Gene Ontology annotation, biological process: riboflavin transport. NCBI's taxonomy places the organism in Eukaryota, Metazoa, Chordata, Mammalia, Primates, Cheirogaleidae.